Messenger RNA from Gadus chalcogrammus (walleye pollock), 974 nucleotides. RefSeq lists its product as uncharacterized. The record is from RefSeq and is a predicted model, not a curated record. The coding region runs from base 294 to 788 and encodes 164 amino acids. Gene Ontology annotation, biological process: pore complex assembly; cytolysis in another organism; monoatomic cation transport. The transcript has 3 exons. Gene Ontology annotation, molecular function: channel activity. Lineage: Eukaryota; Metazoa; Chordata; Actinopteri; Gadiformes; Gadidae. Gene Ontology annotation, cellular component: pore complex.
UCCUCACGCUCCAGCGUCAACGUAAAUCAAUGAGAAGAACUGAAAACGAAACCGGUAUGAAACUUAAACCGGGAUUCUGAAUAAGUAUAAAUGCUAAUGAAAUUCCGUUUUGAUAUUAUUGAAGAUACACGUGUGCAGGUUUUGACCGAAUGUAAACGGUUGAAAAAUCAGAGGCUGGGCAGAAGGCUUCAACGAGACCAACUGAAAACGAAACUGAUGCAACUGUUUAGAUUUCUAACAAGCUGUAGACAAGUGUUGGAUGGCGGACUGGGCCUGAAAGUCAAUCAGACAACAUGAUUAAACGUACCUGCUUAGUGGAGAUCGAGGACGCCUGUGGUGUCUACGCCUUAUCGGACCCAGGGUUGUUCCUGGUGAGCGGAGGGUGCCGCGAGCCUCUGCCUCCUCAAAUCAAAAAGCGCUCCAGAGCCAGCGCCACCUUCACCAGCACCAUGCUGACGGCCUGUGGCUCGGUGGGCGUCUUCACUUACGACCUGGUCCACGAUCCGCACAAAGACUACAACGCCGUGCUGGCCGUCAUGUUCUCGGUGCCCUUUGACUACAACCUCUACAGCAACUGGUGCGGCGCGGGCAUCUUGAACCGCGGCACUGGCUGCGACAACGACCUCUUCGACCUCAUGUACUACGGCUCGGAGAUGGGCUUCGUCCGGGUCAAAGGGGGCGCCGCUGCCCGAACGUUCAAGGGAGAGAUCGUGGAGGUGGCCGUCAACAUCACGGACUCGAGCACGGCGGUUCUGACUGUGGAGGUCAAGGAGCUGGGGAGGUUCUAGGACCGGGGAGAUGGAGGGGGUGGCUCUCCGUCUACCCCUGUCAUUACGACCGGAUCAUUUAUCAAUAAUCAAUAAUCAAUUGAUCAAUCAUCAUGAAUGUGGAUACAAAAAUUGUACUAAAGUUCACUAAAGCCACGAUAAUUAAGUUGGAUGUGUCAUUCUUCCACUCUCACCUUUAUCCUACUC